Cimex lectularius (bed bug) is the source of this 880-nucleotide messenger RNA. RefSeq names its product bladder cancer-associated protein B (gene bc10). The transcript has a single exon. The record is from RefSeq and is a predicted model, not a curated record. Lineage: Eukaryota; Metazoa; Arthropoda; Insecta; Hemiptera; Cimicidae. Bases 260 to 499 code for a protein of 79 amino acids.
UAGUUAGUACUUUAUAGUUCUAAGUUUUUUUCAAAUUAUUUCCUUUCUGUAUUUUGUAUUCUGUGUUUUUUCGUCCUGUCCUCCGGCGUCGAGGCGGAUCGAUUCGGUCCGUCGCGUUUCGCGUCGUCUCGCCGUGGCCGUGGACGUCCGCCUCCUGGUCAGAGUCAGGUCACUGGUCGCUGGUCAGACUUCAGAGUCAGGAUUGACUGUUUCAAAGCCCGUGGGUAUGAUGUCGUGUAAAUCCUGUUGAGAUGUCGUCAUGUAUUGUCUCCAAUGGCUCAUCCCCGUUCUGCUCAUCCCGAAGCCGGUGAACCCGACCCUUCUGCAGACCCAUGUCGUCUUCAUGGUCCUCUACCUGACGGGGUUCUUCUUGGAGAAGAAGCCCUGCACCAUCUGCAGCCUCGUCUUCCUCUCCGCGGUCGUGCUCAUCUGCUACUCGGGACUCGGCAGUUGCAUGUUCUGGAGCAACAACUGUGACAACGUGCGAUGCGAAGACUGACUGCUACGCCCUUUUGACAAGGGUAACAAAAAAACAACCCCUUUCACUAAACAAAAAUCAACCCCUUGUGUACAAAGUGUAAAUAAAGACCUUUUACACAAUUUCAUGCCCCCUGAAGAAAAUUUCUUUUUAAAAAAAUUCCAAAUGAUAGUUAUUUUUCCCAUUUUUCUUUUCAAAACAAGAGUGCCUUUUUCCUUGUAAAACUCUUUAAAAUAAGAGUUCCAGUCUGACUAAUUGUAUAAAAGUGUCAAAGAAUGUUACCACAAUUUUCCUUAGAGUGUUUAAGAAGAGGAACGUUUUUAUUUAUAUACUUUGCAUUAUUAAAAUAUAAGCUAAUGUGUACAUAGAUUCGGUGUACGUUUAAUAAAACAAACAAAACAA